Messenger RNA from Tachysurus fulvidraco (yellow catfish), 933 nucleotides. RefSeq names its product macrophage mannose receptor 1-like. The transcript has 2 exons. The coding region runs from base 105 to 833 and encodes 242 amino acids. NCBI's taxonomy places the organism in Eukaryota, Metazoa, Chordata, Actinopteri, Siluriformes, Bagridae. The record is from RefSeq and is a predicted model, not a curated record.
GUAUUUAAAAAGAAAUGAGUGCCUGAGUUGGAUGUAGACGUGAUGAGACGUUAUUUAGAGACAUUGUGUAGAGACAGACUGAGCUCAGACGCUUCAGAGCAAAGAUGAAAUCACUCUUCUUUAUUUUCCUGCUGGUGGUUGGUUGUGGUUUGGCUGUGGGUCUGACAAGAGAAUAUGUUUUCAUUUCAAAUUACUAUAAUUGGCAUGAAGCUGUGUCAUAUUGCAAACAUAACUACAGAGAUCUGGCCACCAUCACCUCUGCAGAGGAAAAUGAGCGAGUUUUUCAAUCAAAAGGCGGUUAUUGUUGCACUUGGAUCGGGCUGACCAUGUUAUACUCAGGCACCUGGACAUGGUCUGAUGGAGAUCCCGCUAUUUUUCGGAACUGGAUUUACGGACCUUAUUUUUCUAAACAGCGUGAUGAAUUGUGUGCUUUCAUAUAUUAUACUGGAACCUGGAGUAAUCAAGUUUGUUGGAACUAUUAUCCUUUUGUUUGCUAUCGGUUCCUGAUCCUGGUGAAGGAGAAGAAGACCUGGGAAGAGGCUCUGGAGGUCUGCAGGACAAAUUACACUGGUCUGGCCACUGUGACUUCUGAGAUGAGCCUGAGGCAGCUGAAUCUAGAGUCAGUGGGGACGGAGACAGAGAGCGUGUGGACCGGUCUGCGCUUCAUGAAUGGACAAUGGUUCUGGGUGAACGGGGAGCCGCUGGGGAGCCUGGUCUCAAUGCCUUCAUGUCCAGCUCAGUCUUACCGCUGUGGAGCUCUCAACACCACAACAAACACCUUGCAGAACCUGAACUGUAAUGAGAAGCUGAACUUCGUCUGCUACUGGAAGUGAUUUUACACAAGUUCACACCUCCUUCAGGAAGAUUAUACUGUAUCACACAAUAUAAUCAUUUAUUAUUAUUUAUUAUUAUUAUUAUUUAUAAUUAUUAUUC